Mucor mucedo is the source of this 979-nucleotide messenger RNA. RefSeq lists its product as uncharacterized. Gene Ontology annotation, molecular function: lipid binding. NCBI's taxonomy places the organism in Eukaryota, Fungi, Mucoromycota, Mucoromycetes, Mucorales, Mucoraceae. The coding region runs from base 37 to 957 and encodes 306 amino acids. The record is from RefSeq and is a predicted model, not a curated record. The transcript is spliced from 3 exons.
UCAUCUUUUCUUUUCCCUUUACAUAAUAAUAAAAAAAUGCUUUCAGUUACAGAGAUUAUCCCUUCGGAUAAUAUUCAUGCGGAAGAAACGCGAGCCAAUUUAAAACGGUUAAAGGAACUAACAGAGGGGUUAGAAGGAUGGGAAGAAACGGAUGAUCAAAGUGGUGUCAAAUUAUAUCAUCAGCCAGACGCGAGUAUUCCUCUUGUACGUGGAGAUACACUUCUCUUAACAAAGGAUCUUCCCCCUGGUUGUACUCCUUUGGCUGUAGCUACCGUUGCCACGUUACCUGGCUGUCGUCGCAUCUGGGAUGAAAAGUUUGAUGAAUCCAAGGUGUUAGAAUAUUAUUCUCGAUAUGAAUCAUUGUUCUGGGUAAAAUUAAAGGCUCCAUGGCCAAUCAGCCCUCGUGAUUUUGCUGGUACGUCUAUUCGAGACGUAGGCGAGAAUACGGUGUAUUGCUCCAUGGUAUCUGUGGAGGAUGAGACAAUUCCGGAUACAUCGGGAGCGGUGCGUGGACAAUUGCUCGUGUCAGGAUGGAAGUUAUCCCAAUUAGCAGGAGGGAUCGGAAUAACGUAUGUCAAUCAGGUAGAUUUAGCCGGUUAUAUCCCGGGUGCUUUUCUCAAGAAAUUGUUGCUUCAAAUUCCAUUGUGUGCAGGUAAAGUCCGUGAUUACAUCAUGACGCAUGGAUUUGUACCUACGACGACGGUCAUUCAAAAUAAUACACCGGUAGAAUUUAAAGGAGAAGAGUUUCAUCAUGAGGAGAAGAAAUACACGCUCCAAUUAUCAAGUCAGGAUGCUUCUACUCAUACGGUAUGCUCUCAACGCAUGUAUCCUGAUGGUAUCCAAGUGGAAUUAAAGGGAGAGGCAGAGAUCACACAAUCCGUGGAUACGCAUGGGAACGCUCUCGUGCAUCUCUCUCAUAUCAAAGGUCUUAUUCAAUUAUGCAUUACAAAGAAAUAAAAAGACUUUUUUUUAUUAUGAU